UGGUGUGGGCACGAACCACGUGCUUCUUCUUUUUUUUCUUUUUUUUCUUUUUUUUUUUAACUUUAACCUUGAGAGCAAACCGCGUGCUCCUGCGGGUCUAUAUAAGCAGAAGCAUGGCGAAUUCAUUUCCGUCUCCUCCCUUAUCGGACCGACUCGAGUCUCACUGCUCUGCAACUUUAUCGGGUCCAAUAGACGGUUCCGUCUAGAUAAAAUGGGGGACUACGGGGAAGCUCUGUUGAAUACGAAGGUUCACCAUGAGAACUGCCCGGGAUGUAGAGUGAACAGGAUUAAGGAAGCUGAAAGAGGAACCCCUUUCCUAAAUGUGUUUUCCAUUUGGGCAGUUAUUCUUUGUAGCUCGCUACCAAUAUCGUUGCUAUUCCCAUUCCUAUACUUCAUGGUAAGAGAUUUCCAUAUCACAGAACAAGUGGAAGAUAUCGGAUUUUAUGCUGGUUUUGUGGGUUCAUCAUUUAUGGUUGGAAGAUUUUUGACUUCAUACCUUUGGGGAAUGGCGGCUGAUCGAUAUGGAAGAAAACCUGUGAUAUUAUGCGGAGUUGGCUCAAUAGUAUUAUUCAAUGGGCUUUUUGGGCUUAGCAACAGCUUCUGGAUGGCAGUUAUCACGAGAUUCAUUCUCGGAUGUUUCAAUGGGUUGCUUGGGACAAUUAAGGCCUACGCAUCAGAACUUUUCCGAGAAGAUCAUCAAGCUUUGGCAAUGUCUGUUGUGGGUACAUCGUGGGGUAUAGGUCUAAUUAUUGGCCCAGCAAUAGGAGGAUAUUUGGCUCAGCCUGCAGAGAAAUAUCCCAAUACAUUUUCCAAAGAUUCAUUAUUUGGGAGGUUUCCAUACUUCUUACCCUGCCUAUGCAUAUCGGUCUUUGCAUUUGUUGUGUUUAUUGCUUCCUUUUGGCUGCCAGAGACAAUACAUAAACAUCCUUUGGAGGAGAUAGAGAAAGGAUUCGACACAUCUGAUGAUCUAGAGGCUUCUGAUACAGAAACAAAGAAAAAAAGGAUUUCAACUUCUCGAAUGUCUCUCUUCAAAAAUUGGUCCCUGAUGUCCACUGUUAUUAUAUAUGGUUUUUAUUCACUUCAUGAGAUAUCAUACACUGAGAUAUUUUCUCUUUGGGCUAACAGCCCUCGAAGCCUUGGUGGGUUGGGAUUUUCCUCAGAGGAUGUUGGUCAGGUGCUUGCAAUUUCAGGUUUUAUCUUACUGUUCUCACAACUCUGUAUAUUUCCAAAGCUUGAGAAGCUCUUUGGACCAAUUCAUGUCGCACGCCUUGCGUCGGCUCUUACCAUACCAUUGCUCAUGUGCUACCCAUUGAUCGCAAUGCUCACUGGUUUCACUCUGAAAUUUGUGAUUAAUGUUGCAUCCUUGUUGAAGAAUGCCCUCUCUCUUACGAUUGUCACUGGGAUAGCCAUUCUGCAAAACAAUUCUGUGCCUCGAUGCCAAAGAGGUGCAGCGAAUGGGAUUUCUUUGACUGCUAUGUCUCUAUUUAAAGCAAUUGGUCCAGCAGCAGGAGGUGCCAUAUUUUCUUGGGCCCAAAAGCGUCAGCAUGCUUCCUUCCUCCCAGGUUGGGGAGCAUUAUUUUGAUAUCGUCGACUGACACACCAGAACAUCUCGUCACAGUCUACCGUGGAAACAAUGCACAAAUGUGGCUUUGUUCCUCUUCGGUAUGUUCUUGAGGGUUGGGACCAUGAGGAGGUGGCUUUUGACAUGAAGACUGGGAUGACCUAGACAGCUUAACAUCUUUGCAUUUUCCAUGCUCUAGCGCUAGGAAGCAGUGAGGAUUGGGAGGGUGAAACAUCUGUUGGCCUGAUUCAAUUAUUGUUGCUGGUGGUCGAGAACAGUGUUGGAAUGUUGGCCUGAUUCAAUUGUUGUUGCUGGUGGUCGAGAACAGUGUUGGAAAGUGGUCCAGGCCCGAGCUGAUUACUCGGGUUGACUCCCAGUAACUCGACCCGAUUAGCGCCGAGUACUUUAGCAGCAAAAAAAUGUAAAAACGUAAUAAAAAAUAUCAAAAAAAUAGGAAA
Molecule: messenger RNA, 2019 nt
Organism: Amborella trichopoda
Lineage: Eukaryota; Viridiplantae; Streptophyta; Magnoliopsida; Amborellales; Amborellaceae
Product: protein ZINC INDUCED FACILITATOR-LIKE 1
Biological process (GO): transmembrane transport
Molecular function (GO): transmembrane transporter activity
Source: RefSeq, a predicted model, not a curated record